AUGUGCCUGCUGCAACACUUCAUCACUGACGCUCAUCCGCACCUACCAGUUGGGAACGAUGAUAUCUAUACACGAACGCUCCCCGCGCUCACAUAUAAACAUGAAUAUGUAAUGCACGCUAUUCUUGCUCUGUCUUCAUCACAUCUCGCUCUUCUAACCGGGUCCGCACUCCCUGUUGAGGCCUUGCGACAUCGCCAGCGGGCUCUCCGAGGGCUAAAUGAAGCAAUGUCUCAAGCGCCAGGCGAGGCUUCUGACGCCGACGCCAUGUUGGCAGCUUGCUAUAUUUUGACCUUUCAGUCCUCGUACAUGCUCGACGGCCUUUCUGAUUAUAUCAUGAUGUUGCGAGGCUGCGGCUUGGUGACCACAUUGAUGCUACAACAGAACUUGCACGGAUCUUUCUCGAUCGAUGCAAAUUCACAUAUAAAAUACAUGGAAGCACAAUUUGGCCGGUUCCCUACAAUCGAUAGUCGGAUUGCGUCGGAUGGUAUUCGCUCGCUACAUCUCGUGAAACCUCUGUUACGGCAUCCGGUCGAAGAAGUCUUCUACCAGCUUUUAGUUGACGUUCUCGUUUCUGUUCAACAGUCGGCCUCCUGUGCGGCUUAUGUCCAUCUCACCAACAUCAUGAACAAGUUUAUCACCUUGCCUCAAUGCGAGGUCCACCAUCUCCUGGAUCCCGAGAAUCAGAUCUCGCAGGUGUUGAUGGCUCAUUUUCUCACCCUACUGGCCAUUCUGUCCCCAAUAACGUCAUUGGAAGCAACCAAUAGAUUUUGCAAUGUUCCAAUGGCGGGAAUGUUGGCCUGGGUUGUGAAUAUCUGCACGUGCAUGUCUGGAAAAAAAGCCCAACUAUACCUUGUGUGGCCGAAGAGUGUGGUAGAGACAAUCCGUGCCAACACCAGCCGGACGGAUCUUACUGCCGACACACCUGUCACCCGGCUCAGCGAGAUGGGCACCACCGCCCCUGCGCCUUACGGAGGCCGACUGCGAAGUGCCUGUGACCGAUGCCGACAGCGGAAGAUUCGUUGCGAUAGAGCCAAACCCGCCUGCGAGGCUUGUCAUUUUGCCUCUACUCCCUGUAUAUUUACUCCGCUGCCGAUCCAGCCGCGGAAAUCAGUCCGCGAACAGUUGCAAGACACCAGAGCUGAAGUUCGUCGAUUAGAAGAGGCGUUAAGAGCGGAGAGGGGCGCCCGCCAGAGUCCCAGUGCCAGUCUCCAUCGAUCCUCCGGGCUCGUCAAUGAUCUCUUUGAUUCCCGUGGCUUCGAUGUGACGUUGAAAGCUUUUCGGUGGCAUCUUGCGUAUUGCACUCCCGCGUUUGCUGCCUCCAUACAAUCAGAUCCAGCCUUUGACCUGGAGGAGCUGCUCGACCGGGUGGCGGAUUCAUUCGACCUGCAGUUCCGUACGAAACCCGCCCGGGUUGUCUUGCCAAAAUGGCCCCCGCGCCGCCUGAUCGAGGCGUCGUUGGAGUACUUUUCGAGCAAUGGAUUGUAUUCAAUACAUCCGGUCGUCGACAUUGACGCACUAACGUGUCUACUUGACGCUUCCGACUUCGAUGGCUCCGGGGUUGGGACCUGUAUUGCCGACCGGGCCUGUUUAGCGGCCUUGACAGCAAUGAUAACCAGGAUUCGUCGACAAGAACCUGCUUUUGCUGAUGCAGACCCUGAUGCUUACGUCCAAGCAGUGCUUUCCGUGUUACCACAGUUGAUGGUGGAACAUACUAACGUCCGAGCUCUGGAAGCUUUGAUUAUCCUCGCACUCUAUAUCGCUCCUUUGGGUCAACCGCAGACAGCGGAAAUACUACUCGCUAUGGCCGUUCGGAUCCUCUUCAAUCUGGGUGCACAUAGAACUGGGCCGACUUAUGAAAGUACCGCCCACAAGCAUCAACAUCAGCAUUUGCGGGCUCUGUUCUGGACCUUUUACGCUGUGGAUAAAGAAAUGUCGCUUCGAAAAUGUCAGCCUCCGAUGAUCAAUGACACUGACUGCGACCUGACUCUACCUGAACGAUACGUUGCACAAUCGUCCGAGCACCAGUUCUUCACGUCCGAGUUAUCAUCCAAGGAACUUCUUUACCCCUCCGACCUUCGUCUGGCUAUGCUUAAAUCAAGGGUCUACCAUCUGCUCUAUUCCGAGCAAAGUCUGAGCCAUUCGAGAGCGAGACGACUUCAGCUCAUCCGCGAACUGGACCAGGAGUUGAAUGACCUGAAGUCUCAAUUUCCCUCCGCUUGUAAACCUGAUGCCGUUGUGAGCGGAAACGUGCCAGAUUAUUUUAUCCAUGAUCUCAGUUUACGGGGCGUGAAUGUGCAUCUCGAGUACUACCACUGUCUUUCUAAGAUUCACGGUGCGAGCGCCAUCGGAACCCCGGUUCUGCAGAGUCUGUCUCCUCCAUCUACAAGUAUCGAGUUAUGUUAUCAGGCGGCACGAUCCACUUUGAUAUACCUGCGUCGAAUCCGUCAUUUGAUCUUCCCUGAAACAUUCUGGAUAUACGCGCAAAUUCUUCUGACAUCAAGUAUUUCGCUCUACAUGCGCAUACUCUCAGCUCCCACACAGUGCGGAGUCCAGGAUGAUAUCCAUCUACUAGAGAGCACAAUCGAUGUAUUUCACCAGCUUAAUUGUGUCGAACCAAGCAAGCGUUUUCCACCAUUCGUUAUUAUUGAAGCUUUCAUCCAAAGAUUGACAUUGCUCGCCGAGCAGUCUGUAUCGGAAGCUGCGAACUAA
This is a messenger RNA of Aspergillus lentulus, 2709 nucleotides long. Lineage: Eukaryota; Fungi; Ascomycota; Eurotiomycetes; Eurotiales; Aspergillaceae. The record is from RefSeq and is a predicted model, not a curated record.